Argentina anserina (silverweed cinquefoil) is the source of this 1305-nucleotide messenger RNA. RefSeq names its product syntaxin-22. NCBI's taxonomy places the organism in Eukaryota, Viridiplantae, Streptophyta, Magnoliopsida, Rosales, Rosaceae. Bases 145 to 1017 code for a protein of 290 amino acids. Gene Ontology annotation, biological process: vesicle-mediated transport; intracellular protein transport; vesicle fusion. The transcript has 7 exons. Gene Ontology annotation, molecular function: SNARE binding; SNAP receptor activity. The record is from RefSeq and is a predicted model, not a curated record. Gene Ontology annotation, cellular component: SNARE complex; membrane; endomembrane system.
UGAAUUCAAAGCCAAACCAACGAAACUUCUCUCUCGUUCUCUCUCUGUCUCUCUGUGGUUGUCCAAUUGACGACUUUAUCAAAUCCAAUUCCUUUGCUGUCUGGUUUUGGUGGAGCAGCAACUCCAACAACAAGGAAAAAAAGCAUGAGUUUUCGAGAUCUCGAGUCUGGUCUGCCUCCGCAGCAUCAAAGACAAUCUCUUUACUCGAAGAAAUCGAAUUCGAAUUCUACUUCUAAUUUUUAUGAGAAGAACAAGGAGGAGGCGGAGCCGUCGCGGUUGGUGGCCGCUGGAAUUUUCCAACUGCAAACCGCCGUCUCCUCCUUUUACCGCCUCGUCAAUUCCCUCGGCACCCCUAAAGACACCCUUCAACUCCGUGAUAACCUGCAUAAGACAAGGACACAUAUUGGGCAGUUGGUGAAAGACGUCUCAGCUAAACUUAAGCAAGCUAGUGAAACCGAUCACCAUGCCCAAGUUAGUGUUGUCAAGAAGAUUGCUGAUGCUAAGCUUGCAAAGAAUUUCCAGGCUGCUCUUAAAGAUUAUCAGAAGGCUCAGAGGCUUGCUGCUGAGAGGGAGACCGCAUAUGCACCUUUUGUUCCUAAACAACUUGUCCCUUCCAGUUAUUCUCCCCAAGAACAAGAGAUGAGUUCGGGUAGGAGUCCCAAGCAGCAAGCACUACUUCUAGAAUCAGAAAGACAAGAAAUUUUACUAUCAGACAAUGAGAUUGCAUUUAAUGAAGCCAUUAUUGAGGAAAGGGAGCAAGGGAUCCAAGAAAUCCAGCAACAGAUCAGUGAGGUUAAUGAGAUUUUCAAAGAUCUAGCUGUCCUAGUUCAAGAUCAAGGAGCUCUAAUUGAUGAUUUUAGCUCCAACGUUGAAAACUCUCAUUCUGCCACUGCACAAGCAGCUUCCCAACUUAUGAAAGCAUCCAAGCUCCAAAAAUCUAAUUCGUCACUGACCUGUUUGCUGCUGGUGAUAUUUGGAGUCAUCCUCAUGAUUGUCAUUAUAGUUGUUGUUGCUUGAGCAAUGCAUUUCUAUGGGCUCGAUAACUGAUCCUACAAGUCCUUGGUGGUGUUUCCUACCAGAGCUCUUGCUGUACAACUUGAACUUGAUUUUGAGCUUCACCAUCUCGUCCUGGUUUGUAUAUACUGAUAGGAUGCUCGUUAUAAUAAUUUCAGUUUGUAGUUGGGGUAUACAACCCUCUUAGAAAAACUACAGCAUACACCAUAUUCAUCCCCCAUAUGUAUCAAAAUUUAUGAUCAAGAUAUUGGAAAAUGAGGAACUGUUGCUUUGUCAUUAUGAUUUUAACUG